Messenger RNA from Mobula hypostoma (lesser devil ray), 3514 nucleotides. RefSeq names its product copine VII (gene cpne7). Gene Ontology annotation, molecular function: calcium-dependent phospholipid binding. The record is from RefSeq and is a predicted model, not a curated record. Gene Ontology annotation, cellular component: plasma membrane. Gene Ontology annotation, biological process: cellular response to calcium ion. Bases 208 to 1884 code for a protein of 558 amino acids. The transcript has 15 exons. NCBI's taxonomy places the organism in Eukaryota, Metazoa, Chordata, Chondrichthyes, Myliobatiformes, Myliobatidae.
UUGGGGUAUCCUAGAGUGGAUAGAAACUGAUUCCAAUGAAACAAUCUCUACCAUUUUCAUAUCUUCAAAUGGCUUUAUAGUCAUUCUGCGGGUUCAACACUCCAAUACAACGCCUGAGUGCUAGAAUCAUAGUAGUAGACUGGUCUCCGUUAGUCUCUAGUUAAGAUCUUCCCAGUGCUGCUUCCUUGCUCCUGGUCUGGUGUGGAGAUGACUGAGCUCACAGGCAGAGUGUCGCCAAACCCGCUUGGUGUUGUUACAGCUCCCUGUGUGUCCAAGGUGGAGCUUCGUGUUGCCUGCAAGUCUUUGCUGGACAGAGAUACCCUCAAUAAAUCUGAUCCUUCUGUGGUUCUGCUGAUGCAGUCUCAGGGACACUGGGUGGAGGUUGAUCGGACUGAAGUUAUAAAGAGUAAUUUGCAUCCAGUCUUCUCUAAGAUUUUCAAUGUGGAUUAUUACUUUGAGGAGGUUCAGAAGCUUCGAUUUGAAGUGUAUGAUAUACAUGGCCAAUGCAGCAUUGGCACCCGGGAUGAUGACUUUUUGGGUGGCGUGGAAUGUACACUUGGGCAAAUUGUUGCUCAAAAGAAGAUGACAAAGCCUUUGUUCCUAAAGUAUGGAAAAUACGCUGGGAAGUCUACAAUUACGGUUAUUGCGGAGGAAAUAAAUGGAAACAAUGGUUAUGUGGAAUUAGCCUUCUGUGCUAAGAAGUUGGAUGAUAAGGAUCUUUUCAGCAAAUCAGAUCCUUUUCUGGAGCUAUACAGGAUUAAUGAUGAUAAGAGUGAGCAACUUGUCUACAGGACAGAGGUUAUCAAGAACAAUUUAAAUCCUGUGUGGGAGUCAUUUAAAGUUUCCCUGAGUUCACUUUGCAGUUGUGAUGAAAAGAGACAGCUAAAGUGUUUGGUCUGGGAUUAUGAUAGCCGUGGGAAACAUGAUUUCAUUGGAGAGUUUUACUCCACUUUUGAGGAACUGCGGAAGGCAAUGGGAGAAAACAAGAUCCACUGGGACUGCGUUAAUCCAAAAUAUAAAGCAAAAAAGAGACAUUAUAAAAAUUCUGGAACUGUCAUACUGAAAGAUUGUAAGUUGCACAGGGUAUAUUCCUUUUUAGAUUACAUAAUGGGAGGAUGCCAGAUUCACUUUACGGUAGCCAUUGACUUCACAGCUUCAAAUGGAGACCCACGAAACAGCUGUUCUUUGCAUUACAUCAAUCCUUAUCAGCCCAACGAGUAUCUGAAAGCACUUAUCUCCGUCGGCGAGAUCUGUCAAGACUAUGACAGUGAUAAGAAAUUUUCUGCCUUGGGAUUUGGAGCAAGAAUUCCUCCUAAUUAUGUGGUUUCACACAAUUUUGCCAUUAAUUUUAAUUCUGAAGACGAUGAAUGUGAAGGAAUACAGGGCGUAGUUGAAUCUUAUCAGAGCUGUCUACCUAAAAUCCAGCUUUAUGGACCGACAAAUGUGUCUCCCAUCAUAAACAAGGUGGCGAAGGUGGCUGCUGAGGAGGAGAAGUCGAAAGAAGCCUCUCAAUAUUAUAUCCUACUGAUUCUAACAGAUGGUGUCGUUACUGAUAUGGCGGACACAAGGGAGGCAAUAGUCCGAGCAUCAUACCUUCCAAUGUCCAUCAUCAUUGUUGGCGUUGGGAAUGCAGAUUUUACAGAUAUGCAGAUACUGGACGGCGAUGAUGGGGUUUUACGAUCUCCAAAGGGGGAACCUGUGCUCAGAGACAUUGUUCAGUUUGUCCCCUUCCGUGAAUUUAAAAAUGCUUCUCCAGCAGCUUUGGCCAAGUGUGUCUUAGCAGAAGUUCCAAAGCAAGUUGUGGAAUAUUACAGUUACAAGGCGAUUCCUCCAAAGUGUCCAGCAGUGGAUUCCUCUGAGUCAGCAUGCACAACUCCAGAAUAAAUAAACUGAUGUUUGCCAGCGCAGGUCUCUGAAGACAGAAAAUGAUAUGACAGCGAAAAAUAACUUUCAUAUUACGUAACUGGUUUGCUACAAACAUAUUAAUGUGAAGCAAAAUAAUUUUCAUAACUUGAAAAAAAACAAGUUGCUAUGUCCUUGCCAAUGAUCAACCACAGCAAAACAUUUGGAUGCUGAAAGAUGAUGUUUGGGGAACAUUGGCUAAUUCCCAAACACAUCACAGUUUUAGUGCUUUUUCUGAAUCAAUGAGACAAUUUAAUAUCUGGACUGAAUACAUCCAAUGCGGCACUAGUAACCUCUUAAGACAACAGAAAUAUUUCAUGAUUUAAUUCCUUUUUAUUCACAGUACUUUCAAAAAACAAUUACACCCACUGGGAAAAAUGCAAACCACAUAUGGAAAAUUUUCUACAUUUGCAACAUGGCAAUUAAUCUGAAAAGUUGGGUUGUUUGGUUGAUUUUUGAGCAAAUAUUCUUCCAGCAGAAUUUUACAAGAUUUUGUUUUGCCUGAAUUAUGAAACAAAAAUGCAUGCAAAAAUUAAUAGGCCUAGCACUAAAAUAGGAAGAUAAUUUAAAUCGAGGUGUUUUAAAACAAAUGGGAAACUACUCCUUUGGAUCAGAAUCGCUAAAAAAGAAAAGAAUAUCGAGGGAUAAUUUGAAUCAGUCGGGAAGUCAGCAGGUUUCCUUUAUUUGCUAGAAGUAGUUGAAGAUUGUUAUUAAUUCAAGGAAGUUUUUAAUGUAAGAAUGUUCACAUCUCAGUAAGGGAUUGAUUUGAUGUGAAGGGUUGAAACCUUUCUAGCAGCUGACAUAACACCUUAUACAGAAGUUUGACUUACUCCUUGUUGGGUAUGGUGCAUGCUGGGCAAAUAUGCUGGAUAGGAUUGGGAUAUCUAAACCGCUGAUAAAUUUAAAAGGAUUUUGUCUUCAUAGUAAAGCUGCUGGCAAACCAAUUAUCUAAUCAGCAGGAAGUGAGAGAGACAGAAGCCAGAAAAAAAAAACAAAUUUUAUCCUCAAGUGACGGUUUGGUAUUCCAUGAAACACAUUUCCCACUUGCUUUUUGUUAUAAAUAAUCCAACAAUAAAUGUUUGAAACAUCAGUUCAUGGAUAAAGUGCCUUUUUAAAAAGGUAAGAUCAUUGCAGCAUUCUUUACCACUAAAUCUCUGAGUUAUGAAGAACCGAAUCCCACACAUAGAAUUUCUCUUGGAUGGAUGUAGGAGUGGUGUUGAAUUUAACUAUGGAAAAUGGUACCUCAUGGAUUUCAUGGCACAAACAGUAUUUAUCUUUUCAAACUUUUUUUUUGUUCAGAAAGUCUGUGCAGAAAAGGAGAAGUUGAUCAGGGACAUAAAAUAAAGUUUAUUACUGUAGGAGAAAAAGAACAAAACAAUCGAUGGACAGGAAGUAGUGGAGCCUGUGAAAGAGAUUGAGCUGGUACAGUAGUUCAUAUAAAGAUGAGGAUGGCUAUGAACAAAGACAUCAGACACAAUAACAAAGGGAAAAUGUGUGCACAAUUAAGUUUUGUUAUGUUAACACAAUUCUACUGUAGAAUUUCAAAUUGACAGCAUUUAGUUCACAUUGUUUAAUUUAUACUGUCUGGCAAGUGCAGAAUAAAGUUUUUCUU